This is a messenger RNA of Drosophila subpulchrella, 2590 nucleotides long. RefSeq lists its product as uncharacterized. NCBI's taxonomy places the organism in Eukaryota, Metazoa, Arthropoda, Insecta, Diptera, Drosophilidae. Bases 2375 to 2554 code for a protein of 59 amino acids. The transcript has a single exon. The record is from RefSeq and is a predicted model, not a curated record.
GCGUUAAAACACAUGUUCAGCGUUUUGUGCGGGAGUGUAAACUAAUCUGGAAGAGCAGCCACAGCAACAACAAGAGAAACAACAACAACAACAACAACAGCAUCAUCAACAGCAGCAGAAAAUUUUAACACGUUGACGGGUUUUCCUACUAGUGUUUAUCGCGAGCGGAAAAGCUUAAUUAGCGCGUACUAGCGAGACCCCGAAAUCUUUUUUCCUCUGGGCCUUUACGUCUUUGAGUCUUUGAGUGUGCGUGCCAAAAUUUAAAUACGUCAUCGACGCGCGCAGCCUUAAAACAGCGAACAAAAAAAAAUAAAAAGAACUGAUACACACACACACACAGCCGAGGGAAAUAUUGAAAUCAAUUGCAGGAGCAAGCAAACAAAAGUUGAACAAAUUGAGGAAAAAAGUUCCAUAACAACAGAGCAGCAAUUUGAAUUAAUUAACUUGUUAUUGUGUAGCAGCAUUUCUGCUUAUUUGCCAUUCGCCACGAAGCGCGGCCACACAAAAGAACGUGCCAAACAGCUGAGACGAGACUCAAACGGAGAGUAACGGAACGUCGAGCAACAAGUGCAGCGAUAGCAGCAGCAGCAACAACAACAACACAAAGCCCUUUCAAUUGAAAGAGAGAGAAAGCCAAGCGCUAUACAUACAUAUGUGUGUGUGUGCACUGCAAUAAAAACACGAGUACAAACGGCAGUUUGUUGUUGCCACAAUCAAUUAGAGUGAUAGCAGCGGGCGGCAGAGGAAAAAGCAGCGCAGCAGCAGCAUCCGCAUCAAUUGCUGGCAGCAGCAGAGCAUCACGGGCAGCAUCUUCGGGCUUCGGCUUAAUUCCGAAAAGUGUCACUGUGAGCGUAGUUGCUCCCGAUCCGCGUUCCGCCUCCGUAAUCGCAAGUGCUUGUUGUUAUUGCCGGACUCGUCCGCCGCCAUCCGCGAUCUGGGAUUCUUUCGUUGUAUUUGUAGCGCGCCGUCGUCUUGAUUGGAACAACGCUCCGUAGUACAUUUUUCGUAAUUCUUCAUUUUUUUUCCUACUGAUUCCGAACCGAAACUGGUGUAUCUGUAGUUUCCCGCUAACGGCGAAAAUUCACACAACUCAUUGAUAUUUUAACCUCGUGUCCGCGUUGGCUGCCGCUCGACCAAGGUUCUGCCGCACAAAAUGCUCGUCUCUUUGGGCUUUUCGAAGCCUCGCUUCGUCGGACUAAAAGUGCUCCUCUAGCACGCUGAAAAACACAAGUCCGGCCAAUCCUAAAAAAAACAAGGAAACCUACAAAAAAACCCAAAACUAUCUAUACAACCCAUUGAAUUGGCAGCCAAAGUUAUCACCACCCACCGUGCACACCGUUAUCGUUAUCGCGUUAAACAGAAUCCACAAGAUAAAAACAACGUUCCGUUCCGUUUCGUCGUAAAUACAGUGCUAAAUCGUGUGAACACAGCCAUCAACAAAAAAACAAAAACUCCCUAAUUCGCCUAAUGAAAGACGAGAGCAUUUUUUGUGUGUGAAUAAUUAGCCCCGAAAAAAAACCAGUUCGGAGCCGCAAAAAAUUAGGCCCGCAAUAAAAAAAAAAGUGACGAUCCAAGAAACAAACUGGCAUCUCGCCCCGCUUGAUAUAUAACACCCCAAUACAAACGCAGAGCCCGCGAUAACACCCAUACUAGAAAAAGAGCGAAAAUCCAAUCCAGCGAAUCAACUUCACAGUAACGUCGCAAACUCAGUGCAAGCCAGAGCUAAAUCGUCGAGCAAACCGAGUAGUUGUGUCUAAAAGCGUUCCAAGUCGCGCCGAAGAGUUAUAACCAAAAGAAAGUAACACCACCCCCACUAAAAAUCUCGUCAUCAGUGAUCAGUCUUCAGCGCCAAUAACUGCGAAAUAAUGUCAGCCUUCUGACAGUGUCCUGAAAAAAGAGAAUAAGGAAAUACAAAAGUUACAUAACUAACUUUGAAAAUCCAAACCAAUCCAAUUUUUUUACGCAACCGAAACCACACAAGUGUCCCUAGCUUCAACUGCUAAUUGGAAUGUCGCAUAUCUGACAGUGACCAAAUAAAAAACGACGAAACCCAAAAGCUACCCCCCCGAAAUAAAUCCGAAAAGAACUCAAACAGCGAACUAACUUCAAAAGCGUCGUGAGGAAAUCGCCCAGGAAAACUACCAAGAAGCCCUGAGUUAUCAGUGAUAUAUAUUAUAUAUUCGUUUCCAGCGUCAACAACUGCUAUAUAAUGUCCGUCGCCAUCUGACAGUGGUCCAAACAACCAGCGAAAAAGAGCUAGAGAGGAAUCACAGCAGCUAGACGACAAGUUUCACCAGAGCGAGUGAAACCUGUACCGUAGGAACCAAUCCAAAACAUUUGAACUUGCAAACCGGGCAAACCGAUUCAGAAAUAAAUGGAGAAAUCUGAAAUACGACUGCAGCGCAUGUCAAAUGAAUAUCAGUCGCAAUCGAGCUAUAUGUAUCUUCGGACCAAAAUGCUGUUAAAAAUCGAAAACACCCUACUUCGAAGCCAUCGUCAGCGCGAGACCACCGGUAUCAAGAAACUAUACAAUUCGUUUUUCGUAUUGUUUUAACUUGCCCCGGCCACCCCCGACCCUCCCAAAGGCCCC